This is a messenger RNA of Symsagittifera roscoffensis, 1856 nucleotides long. RefSeq names its product putative transporter svop-1. Bases 195 to 1679 code for a protein of 494 amino acids. Gene Ontology annotation, molecular function: transmembrane transporter activity. Gene Ontology annotation, cellular component: membrane. The transcript is spliced from 6 exons. NCBI's taxonomy places the organism in Eukaryota, Metazoa, Xenacoelomorpha, Acoela, Convolutidae. Gene Ontology annotation, biological process: transmembrane transport. The record is from RefSeq and is a predicted model, not a curated record.
AGCUUUCCGCCAAAACGAAACUGCCGUAAAUGACCGACUGGCACACAAAAUAUAAAGCCGUUAAAAUAUUGAGUAGCUCAAAAGAUUCAAGCCAUAUUUGAAGAUUCUGACGUUUCUUAUGGAAAUGGCCAAUAAAUACAUAAAAUUGCUUCAAAUGAGGAUUGAUUUAAAUAGUACACUUGACAUUUUAGAAAAUGUCAAGAUAUGAAAAUUUGCAACGCAUCACAGCAUUGGCGCCAGAUUUUAGUUCUGGAUAUCAAGAAGUAUGCCAGUUGAUUGAUGCGUGGUCUUUUGGGCGAUAUCAAGUAUUGCUACUACUUUUAUGCUCUGCGGGAUAUUUCGCGGUUUGUGCCGACUUACUUUUGAUUGUUUACAUUGAACCAUCACUGGAAGCCUCAUUCGGAAUGUCUAACAUGGAUUUUGCGUUUCUGAAUUUUGCCACCUGUAUGUCGUCCAAUGCGGGCGCUGUUGUUUUUGGAUACUUUUCAGACCGUAACGGGAGAAGAACUCCUUUUAUCUUAUCGGCAACUAUUGCCGCUUUGUUUGGAAUCGGCUCUAUGCUGUCGAACUCAUAUUGGCUCCUAAUGGCCUUGAGGACGGCAGUCGGGUUCGGGUUGGGGGGAUUGGCGAGUAUUGAUUUCCUCAUUUUCAAUGAAAUGUGUCCAAAAAGAGUAAGAGGCAAAGCCACUUUGGUCAUCACAGUUUUCGGAGCACUGGGGGUUCUUUUAAUGGCAGGGCUCAACUUAGUUCCUUGGAACGAGUAUUUGCCUACCAGUGAAAAAUGGAGAUUCAUGAUAUUCAUUGGAGCACUGCCUAUGCUGGUAGUUUGUAUAGCGAGAGCUUUUCUGAUUGAUGAAUCUCCGAAGCAUCUCGUUUCGGUCGAGAGAUACUCCGAAACAAUUGAGGUGUUGAAAAAGAUAGCAAGGUGGAAUAGAGAGAGGUUUGAACCAGAAGCCGAUACUCCGACUUUGCAUCGUCUGAGCCUUGAAAGCAGCUCUGAUCUUGAUAUAUCUCUUGAUGACAUCGCAAAACCAGGUAUUGUGACACGUUUUCUCUGGCAUCCUUUGAAAGCAUACGGAUCAGUUGUCGCCUACAACCCAAAACUGGCUGUUUGUCUGUUCAGCUGUUGGCUAUUCCAGGGUCUGGCUAAUUGGGGCCUCACAUUAUUUCUUCCCGAAUAUUUGACUUCUAAGGGCGCUAUAUCUGCUGAUCUGACUAUUUUCUUGAUGGUUGCUUGUGAGCUGCCGGGACUUCUGUUGGCGUUUUGUCUCGUGGACGUGCCAUUUAUUGGACGACUGAACCUGAUGAGAAGUCUGUUUCUACUAGCUGCAAUGUCAUCUCUGGCAACUGCUUUCAUUCACCAGCAACUGCUCAUUGUUGUGAGCUGUUGCGCCAUUUAUUUCUUCAUGAUUCCUAACUGGGGAGUACUCUACACCUACUCCUCAGAGGUCUACCCAACCGAGAUGAGGUCCACGGCCAAUGGAUUGUUCCAGCUGCACUCUCUACUUGGGGGAAUGUUCUCCCCCUUUUUAAGUGGCAAGCUGGUCGACAAGUUCACUGCUAAUAAUGGCUCACAAUCUGAAGUGGACUGUUACAUGCUUGCAUGGACUUCGUGUUUGUUUGUCGGAUUCAUUUCGUCUCUGCUGUUGAGAAAGGAGACAUUAACCAUCUCUCUCUAGAGCGUGCAGUCCGUUCAAAAUCAAGUGACUGAAAUCUGGUCAUACUAUUCGAUCUUAAUCUCUCCACUUCGAUCGUUUAUUUCGUCAUUAACAGUGUUAUGUUGUAAUUUAUUGAAUUGAAGCUGCUCUAUAUUCAGUUUGUAUUUUUGCUCUGGUUUAAUAAACAGGUUACAGUUA